AUGUCGGACGAUGAGUUUAUGUGCGGUGACGAUGAGGAGGAAUAUGAUCUGGUUUAUUCAGAGGAGAGUAAUUCUGAACCAGAUGUUGAUCUUGAGAACCAGUAUUACAACUCUAAGUCUUUGAAAGAAGAUGAUCCUAAGGCAGCCCUCGAAAGUUUCCAAAAGGUCCUGGAACUUGAAGGCAAGGAGAAAGGAGAAUGGGGUUUCAAAGCCUUGAAGCAGAUGAUCAAGAUUAAUUUUAGAUUGGGCAAUUAUGAUGAGAUGAUGGUAAGGUAUAAGCUUCUACUGACAUAUAUCAAAUCUGCAGUAACAAGGAACUAUUCAGAAAAAUCCAUCAACUCGAUUUUGGAUUACAUCUCAACAUCCAAGCAGAUGGAGUUGUUACAGGACUUCUAUGAGACAACUCUUGAUGCUCUGAAGGAGGCCAAAAAUGAACGCCUGUGGUUUAAGACAAACACCAAACUGGGCAAGUUAUACUAUGACAGAGAAGACUACACCAGGCUGCAGCGCAUUCUCAAACAGUUACACCAGUCUUGCCAGACUGAUGAUGGCACUGAUGACUUGAAAAAGGGGACCCAGUUGUUGGAGAUUUACGCCCUGGAAAUUCAGAUGUACACAGCUCAGAAAAACAACAAAAAGUUAAAGGCAUUGUAUGAGCAGUCUCUUCACAUCAAGUCUGCUAUCCCACAUCCUCUCAUCAUGGGUGUUAUCAGAGAAUGUGGAGGGAAAAUGCAUCUACGAGAAGGUGAAUAUGAACGAGCACACACAGAUUUCUUUGAGGCCUUCAAAAACUAUGAUGAAUCUGGUAGUCCAAGACGAACAACAUGUCUCAAGUAUCUUGUUUUGGCAAAUAUGCUUAUGAAGUCUGGGAUCAAUCCGUUUGAUUCACAAGAGACUAAACCAUACAAGAUGGACCCAGAAAUUUUGGCUAUGACAAACUUAGUCAGUGCUUAUCAGAACAAUGACAUCAGUGACUUUGAGAAAAUACUCAAAACCAACAGACAGAACAUCAUGGAAGAUCCUUUUAUCAGGGAGCAUAUUGAAGAUCUGUUACGAAACAUCCGCACACAAGUUCUUAUCAAGCUCAUCAAGCCAUACACACGGAUACACAUUCCUUUCAUUUCAAAGGAACUGAACAUCGAUGCUGUUGAGGUGGAAAACCUGCUUGUGUCUUGUAUUUUGGACAACACAGUGAAUGGGAGGAUAGACCAGGUGAACCAGGUCCUGGAACUUGAUCGAGAAUCCACAGGAACUGCAAGAUACAAUGCCCUGGACAAGUGGACACUACAGCUGCAGAGUUUACAUCAGGCUGUCAUUAGCAAGAUUGCGUAG
Candidula unifasciata is the source of this 1332-nucleotide messenger RNA. NCBI's taxonomy places the organism in Eukaryota, Metazoa, Mollusca, Gastropoda, Stylommatophora, Geomitridae. The record is from the annotation of a GenBank genome assembly.